Molecule: messenger RNA, 3337 nt
Organism: Trichomycterus rosablanca
Lineage: Eukaryota; Metazoa; Chordata; Actinopteri; Siluriformes; Trichomycteridae
Gene: srbd1
Product: S1 RNA binding domain 1
Exons: 20
Coding region: 181-3102 (973 amino acids)
Biological process (GO): translation; nucleobase-containing compound metabolic process
Molecular function (GO): mRNA binding; structural constituent of ribosome
Source: RefSeq, a predicted model, not a curated record
GGCUAACGCGCUAAAUUUGAACCGCUUGGUUCUUACUUCAGCCGAGUGUUGUGAGGUGUAGAGAUACUGGAGUCUUUAAAGUCUCUUUGUUUGGUAAAUUCCACUUAAUAUUUUACAGAAUUAAUGAGUUAGUUUUUGCAACAACGAAGCGGUUGGCGGUUUUGGUUAUUUAUUUGCAAAAUGAUGCAACGUCGGAGAGCUGUAGCAGUUAAACAGUAUAAAGAAGAAAGUACAGACGACGAGGAUGCAUGUGAUCCUACAGGCAGUCCAGUGAGUGGAGGAGAACCAGAUGAAUGGCUGCCAGAGGAGAAGACCAGAGGCACAGGAGGAAAAACAAAGAGGGAACCAGCUGAGAAAAAGCCGGCUGUUAAACGAGCAGCCAAACCUAAAGCUGAGAGAAAGCCUAGAGCUCCAAAGGCUGCAAAAGUAAAAAAAGAAGUCAAAAAAGAAGUCAAAAAUGAUGCCAUGUUCCAACUGGGUGACUCAAAGCCACAAGUGCAUGUUAAAGAGGAGAGACAGUCCUUUAGAAUGGACCAGGCAUUUAAUACUCAUGCUAUGGCACAUGAAAAGCCAUCAUCCAGCACACAGCUUCAAAUGCUAAAAAAGGAAGAACCAGAGGAUGACUUCACGUUUGAAAAGCCAGCGCUGAAGAAGCAGAAGACCACAAAUGAACCCCAGGGCAAAGCAAUCAAGCUGAAUUCUGGAAAUCCUUUAAAGGAUGAACUACAAAUGAACUGGGAGCCAAUUCAGGUUUUAUCCCAGAAGACCGGAGUGGAGCAGUGGGUCUGUAAAAAUAUUGUCCAGCUUUUGCGGGAGGAGAAUACUAUUCCAUUCAUAGUUCGCUACAGGAAGGAGCUGAUUAACCACAUGGAUGCUGAUGCUGUGAGGGAUGUGCAGCUCGUCCUGGAGGAGCUCUGUUCUGUAGCAAAGAAGAGUCAGUCAAUUUCCCAAACCCUGAAGAAAGAGGGAGCCCUCACGUCAGACCUGCAGCAGACUCUGAAGAACUGUAAAAGUGUUGAUGAACUGGAGCAUGUGUAUGCACCCCAUAAGAAGGGGAGCAAGUUGUCGAAGGCGAGGCGGGCAAAACAGCUUGGUUUAGAAUCUGCAGCUCUGGCCCUGCUUCAGUCGCCACAAACACUUGAUCUGCGCUCAUGGGUCAAGCCCGACACUGAAGGUUUGUCCACCCUGAAAGAGGUAGCCACAGGUGUAGAGCAAAUCCUCGCUGAUAUGAUUGCUAAAGAUAGCGAGACCCUGGCUUACGUCCAAUCACUAUGUGAUAGAAAUGAUGUGACACUUCAGUCAACAGUAUCUAAAACAGCUCUUAAAGAACAGGAGAAGCAGCAGCAGGAGAAGCAGCAGCAGAAAGCGGAUCACAAGAAAAAGAAUAAAGACAUAUCAAACUUCAGCCUGUACUCCUCGUUCCGCUGUAGCGUGCAGCGAAUCCAGCACCACCAGACGCUCGCCAUUAACCGAGGGGAGAACCUGAAGAUUCUGUCAGUGAAGGUUAACAUCCCCGACUGUGUGAAGGCCGAGUUCUGUAGGUGGUGCAUCAACGUCAGGUGGAGACCGCAGGGGUUUGCACAUCCAGAGUUGAUGAAGAUUCUGAAUAGUGCAGUAGAGGAUUCCUACAAGAGACUUGUAUCACCCCUGCUGUGCAGAAGCUACAGGACAAAACUGUCCACUACUGCAGAGAGAGAGUCUGUUGCUAUGUUUGUGCGGAACUUGCGGCAGAGGCUUUUGAUGUGUCCAGUGCGUGGCCAUGUCAUCAUUGGUGUCGAUCCAGGAUUUUACCAUGGCUGCAAAUUGGCAAUCCUUUCACCCACUAGUCAGAUCUUGCAAACAGAUGUGGUGUAUCUGCAUGGUCCAGGCAGGACUAGAGAGGCCGAGAAGCUGCGCCACCUCAUGCUUAAACAUAGCUGCCAGACUGUUGUCAUUGGAAAUGGGACUGCAUGCAGAGAGACCGAGGCUUUCUUUGCUGAUCUCAUCAAAAGAGGCUUCUUUAAACCGUUGGAUGUGUCAUAUUGUAUCACCAAUGAAGCAGGAGCGUCCAUCUACAGUGUCAGUCCAGAGGCGGUGAAAGAGAUGCCUGACCUGGAUCCAAACCUGAGGAGUGCAGUGUCGAUUGGAAGACGUGUGCAGGACCCUCUGGCUGAGCUGGUCAAGAUCGAUCCUAAACACAUCGGCAUCGGUACUUACCAGCAUGAUGUGUCACAGAGUUUGUUGAGGGCAGCACUGGACAGCGUGGUGCAGGAGUGUGUGAGCUUCGUGGGAGUGGACAUCAACAUCUGCUCCGAGACGCUGUUGAGGCACGUCGCAGGUCUGAGUACAGGCCGGGCUCGAAACAUAGUGGAGUGGAGAGAGAAGAAUGGGCCUUUUCUCAACCGAGAGCAGCUGAUGCUGGUCAAAGGCCUCGGCCCAAAAAGCUUUCAACAGUGUGCCGGCUUCAUCCGCAUCAACCCGGUGACGGUGCUCAGCUAUGGCUCAUGUGGAACCCAAAACUCUGCAACUGCUGAAAAGUCAACAGCUAAGAAGAGCAAAGCCAAAACCUUGUGUACCAUCUCUAAUCAGCCGAACCCACUGGACCAAACAUGCAUCCAUCCAGAGUCAUACAGCAUUGCCAUGAGGUAUUUGCGUGAGACUGGCGGUGCUUUGAAUCAACUGGGCAGUUCAGAGCUUCGACAGCGGGUUGAAAGCAGUAUUAGCAGCAGAGGUUUGGAGUGUUUAGCCCAGUCUCUUAACACCAGCCCUGAGACUUUGCAGCUCAUCAUGGAUGGCCUCACUCAACCACCCAGCUUCGACAUCCGUCAGGACUCCGGGCAGCCUGACUUUAAGCAAGGGAUCGUGUCCAUGAGCGAUCUCCACGUAGGUACAGUCCUAACAGGGCGUGUGGAAAAUGCUGCUUUAUUUGGGGUUUUUGUGGAUAUCGGUGUGGGCCAAGCUGGCCUCAUUCCAAAGCGCUACAUCACUCCUGAUAAACUGCCUGCUGACAUGAGGAGAAGAAGCCUCGCGUUAGGACCGGGAGAACGGGUUGAAGUGCGUGUUAUAAACGUGGACCUUCAGCGGAGCAGGAUCACCCUGGAUCUCAUCAGAGUUAUCAGAUAAGAUCACAAAUAAACGCUUAUCACAAAAUGAACGCUGUUCAUGCUUACAAUGCUGUUGACAUUGAAUGUUGUUUCAUUUCACAAUUGUUACCAAAUACUGGUUCUAUAAAUCCAUAUAAGAAUAUCUUGCAUUCAUAGCCUUGUUCUGUAAGUUCUGUAAAUAACAUGUUAUUAAAAAAAAUGUUGACUGUAAAUAAGCAUCAUACUGUGUAUAUGUACUUUAGUUAGAUGAUCAU